AUGCUGCUGCUCCUUCUCGCCUUAUCAGUCCUCCUUGGUGCCACUGCCGCCGCCCAGGUCCCAUAUGCAGAGUAUGUCUUGACACCCAGAUCGCGUAUACUCCGCCCAGCGGAGGUGUACAACGUGAAUAGUACUGUUGGGUCCACAGAAGACUUGACCAGUGACCGAGCUGCACGGACUACGUUCACUGGGCCUUCUGCUGUUACCUACGAUUUUGAGAAGAAUGUAGCUGGAUUAGUCGCAUUCAAUGUCUCUGAAGUCGCUGGGUCCUGUGCCUACAUUGCCGACGCGGGAAUCGAUGAAUCCUUGUGGUUGGCGGUGGAGGCCAACGGACACUAUGCCGCUGGAAAGCAGUACCAACGAGGUGGUUUCCGCUAUCUGAACGUCUAUCAUAACUCGACUGGAAAUGUCACUUUGUCUGAUCUUACGGUCUACUACACUGCCAUCCCUCACUACACCGAGGACCAGCUGGCAACCGGUGUUCAGACUGGAUACUUCCACUGCAAAGAUGACCAGAUUAGUCGAGUCUGGUAUGCCGGCGCCUACACGAACGAACUGUGUACCAUCGACCCCACUGCAGGGAACUCGUUAAUCCAUCUGGGAGAGAUCGGAAGCAACUCCAAUGUGACCGCACCGCUCACUUGGUACAACAACCAUACCAUCGCCAAUGGCACAGCUGCCCUGGUGGAUGGUGCUAAGCGCGACCGACUGAAUGCUUCAGGUGCCCUGCCGUAUGCUGGUCGCCCUUUCCGCAAUAAGCUGCCGAUAUGGUCAUUUACCUAUCACCUGCAAAGCCUCAACGAUAUCUACAUGAAGGCCCUGGACUUUUCUCUGUCCUUCAUCGACGACUCUGGGAUGGCCAAUGUCACUACGGCUGCGGACUGGCUCCGGUUUGGAAUGGGAGGCCACAACAUAGAGGCGAACAGCAUCCUAUAUCAUAACCUCAACCUCGCCACCUCCCUCGCUGCCCACCUCAACGACACUUCCACCUUUGUACAAUCCUGGCCAGAUAUCGCUGAGGAACUCAAGUCGUCCGCCAACCAACACCUCUGGGAUCCAGAGCUCAACCUCUAUCGCGACAACGACACACUCCCCUUUACAGAUCUACAUCCACAGGAUGGAAAUGCGUGGGCAAUCAUUAGCAACCUGACAUCCAGUUCGGCGCGGGCGGUGAAUGUCUCACGGGCGCUGCAAGCGCGGUGGGGUCCAUAUGGUGCCCCUGCACCCGAGGCAGGCGAAACUGUUUCUCCUUUCGUCAGUGGCUUCGAGCUCCAAGCACACUAUAUCGCAGGGCGGCUGGAAGCGUCGGUCGACCUGACGAAACUCAUGUGGGGAGAUUUCAUGCUGGACGACCCUCGCAUGACCAACUCGACUUUCAUCGAGGGAUACUCUACCAACGGCGACUUGCACUACGCCCCGUACGAGAACGACCCCCGCCUCUCCCACGCACAUGGCUGGGCAACCGGGCCGACCUCGACUUUGACCUUCUUCGCCGCGGGCCUCCAGGUCACGUCCGCCGCGGGCAAGACGUGGCUCGUGGCACCCCAGCUGGGUGGUUUACACAGCGUCGAGGCCGGCUAUCAAACAAAUGUGGGCUCAUUCGCUUCCCGUGCUAUUGCGAUGCCACAUGGCGGCCUCAACGUGACAUUCAACACCCCUGUGGCAACGUCAGGGAAGGCGCAACUGAGAUAUUCUGGAUUGCUCGGCCGUUUGACGGUCCCCAGAGACUCGACAGGGCACUAUACAAAGAGACAGACGUCGGAGGAAGAAAUGGCUACCAAGGUUGUGACGGUCGAUGACCUGCCUGGUGGCAAUUACUCGGUCAUCCUAGAAGUAGGUGCCUGA
Exophiala aquamarina CBS 119918 is the source of this 1845-nucleotide messenger RNA. RefSeq lists its product as uncharacterized. The record is from RefSeq and is a predicted model, not a curated record. The transcript is spliced from 3 exons. The coding region runs from base 1 to 1845 and encodes 614 amino acids. Gene Ontology annotation, biological process: carbohydrate metabolic process. NCBI's taxonomy places the organism in Eukaryota, Fungi, Ascomycota, Eurotiomycetes, Chaetothyriales, Herpotrichiellaceae.